This is a messenger RNA of Diaporthe amygdali, 2493 nucleotides long. RefSeq lists its product as uncharacterized. Gene Ontology annotation, biological process: spindle assembly; mitotic cell cycle; microtubule nucleation. Gene Ontology annotation, cellular component: spindle pole; mitotic spindle pole body; centrosome. Bases 1 to 2493 code for a protein of 830 amino acids. NCBI's taxonomy places the organism in Eukaryota, Fungi, Ascomycota, Sordariomycetes, Diaporthales, Diaporthaceae. Gene Ontology annotation, molecular function: gamma-tubulin binding; microtubule minus-end binding. The transcript has 4 exons. The record is from RefSeq and is a predicted model, not a curated record.
AUGUCGUCGCGAAUGCCCCGCAUAAACACCCGUGAUAAUACCACGAGGACUUCAUUUGAGUCCAGGUCGCAGAAGGCAGGCACAGACUCGCCGGGAUCGGGACCGGAUCGACCGCCACACAAGAGGACAUUGUCGGGCACUUCACGGGUGAACAGCAUGCGAUCAGCCGAGGAGAGAGAGCGGCGCACCGAGAAGCACACCGUGACAACGCGCGAGACCUUGACAUCCAGGACGAAGAGUCCAGACCGAAGGCAUGUGCCAUCUAUGUCGACCGGUAAAGCCAGGGCAGAUCCGAGGAGGGCUGCGGACACAGCCUCGAAAGAUUUGAGGCAAGAGGCACCUCUACAAGCCCCAUGGGAACCGGAAGCGACUCUCAUACCACUCACCUCUGCGCCCUUAGCCUCUCGAAUAUCAAUACCACCAUUAGCACUGCACGCGCCUGCUUCGGUACAACCGAAGCCCCUGUCGGAACUAUCGUUAGAGGCACAGGAGGCUGCCAUACUGGAGGAUCUGUUGUUCGUGUUCAUGGGCUACGAGGGGCAAUACAUCCGUUUUGCGAAAGGCUAUGACCCUCACGAGGAAAGAGACCGGCUCGCUGGUCCGACGCACCGCAUCCUGGCUGGCCUGGACCCGAGCUUGCAGGACCUCACCAUGUCCAUGCUGAAAAUGGCAACAUACUAUACUGCCUUGGAGACGUUUAUCGAUGUGCAAAGCCGGGAGGAGUUUGGGUCAGUGAAUCAUGCGCUGUGUGCCUCAAUUCGGAAAUUCCUGCAGGACUACCUCGUCCUCAUUGCACAAUUGGAGACGCAGUUCCUCACAAACGACGCCUUCACACUGCACGUUUUGAAUAUCCACAUACUGCCCACCAGCCAUAUGAUGUUUCAACUUUACUCCUUGGCACAUGAAUUAUUGAAGCGGAAUGCGCUCUUGGAUGAAGAAACGGAUGAGUCAAGUGAUAGUGCAGAUGAUUUCGACCAGAUCUUGGAACAGUUGAGGGACGGCGGGGAUCUGAUGCCAGGGAACAUGACAGGAAAGAAAAUAUGCAAAGGGGGUGUGGUGCUUGGUCUCAUCACGAAGAGAUUAGAGACCAUGUCCGGAGAUCCUGCGGCCAGAGCCCUGCUUACGAAUCUCCUCAGAGAUUCGAGCAAGCCGUACAUGGUCAUGCUGAAUGAGUGGCUUCACCAUGGAAGUAUCAACGACCCACAUGGCGAAUUUUUGAUCAAGGAGCAAAAGAGCCUGCGCCGAGAGAGGCUAGAACAAGAUUACACGGAUGAGUACUGGGAGCGGCGUUACACGAUCAGAGAAAAGGAGAUACCGCCGCAGCUCGAGGCAGUUAAGGAGAAGGUGCUCCUUGCUGGCAAAUACCUCAAUGUCGUCCGCGAAUGUGGAGGCGUGGACGUCAGCAGUGACGUGAAGGAUAAGCCCAAAUCAUUUGACGACAACCGAUUCCUGGAGAAUGUCAACAAUGCAUACUCGCACGCGAACGAGUCUUUGAUGCAGCUGCUGUUGACGACUCAUGCUCUACCGGACCGCUUGCGAUCUUUAAAGCACUACUUCUUUCUCGACCCAUCAGACUACUUUACCUACUUCUUGGAACUCAGCGUCUCGGAACUGCGAAAACCAACACAGGUCGUCAACAUUGCCAAGUUGCAGUCAUUGCUGGAUUUGGUGCUGCGGCAGCCAGGCAGCAUCGUGGCACUGGAUCCUUUCAAGGAGGAUGUUAAGGUACAGAUGAACGAGAUUACGCUUAUCAAGUCCCUUCAGCGGGUCGUUAAUAUCACCGGCAUUGAGGAGGGCGGUGCGCUGCAACCUCUGAAGGAUCAGCCAGUUGAGAGUGACAAGAAGGCUAAUGGCUUUACGUCUCUGCAACUGGACUAUGCAGUUCCAUUCCCAGUGUCUCUGCAGCUACUUUACUUCUGCACCGCUGAAGUGAUCGAACCAAACUGGCAAUCCCUCAUGUCUCGACUCAAGGCAAAGGAUAAUGAUGCGUCCAAAGGCUUCACCCGGACUGUGGAUGAGCUGAUGCAGGAUCAUGUGGAUUUCCUGGACACUUGCUUGAAGGAGUGCAUGCUGACGAACAGCAAGCUUCUCAGGGUCCACUCCAAGCUCAUGAACAAUUGCACCAUGUUCACCAGCAGUAUCGACUGGAUGACAAGGAACCUGGAAAGGGCCGACCCAGACCUGCAAGGAAAAACGAAACCGAGAAACAUGUCCGACGACCAGUGGAAGCAUGUGCUGGCAAACAGGGAGAAGUGGCAGUCCGCUCAUGGCGAGUCAACCAAGAGUCCCGAGGCCCUGUUAUCCAUGAUUGUGGAAACGAUGAAGGCGUGGGAAUACAACUUUGGCAGGCAUCUCAAGAUUCUCCUCGACGCACUGAAUCACUAUGCGGCGACGGAGACGGUGGUGCUGCUCAGCCUCUGUGCAAGACUAAGCGCUGCGAACCAAGGCACGGAGCACGUCGGGUUCAGGAAUGAAGAUGAGUCUACUCUUUGA